This is a messenger RNA of Sus scrofa (pig), 1904 nucleotides long. The record is from RefSeq and is a predicted model, not a curated record. NCBI's taxonomy places the organism in Eukaryota, Metazoa, Chordata, Mammalia, Artiodactyla, Suidae.
UGGGCCAGAGCCAAAAAAAAGGGGCAGGAAGCUGGAAGGAGGGAUGAAGAAGAGAUGCAGAGAUGAGCGUCUGGAGAGGGGCUGGGCCAGAGAGUCAUCUGGCUGUUGGGACGCAUCUUAAGGGACUAUUUUGUCCUUCCUGUGGUUUGUGGGUUUGCCUUUGGAGGAAGGGCGCCUUCCUUCCCAGGGGACUUGGGGUAAGUGGGCCACAGCCCCACUUUGGCUGGACCCCACCCUCCCACGCCUUGACUUGGGGACUUGGGGGGGGUUGCCUGUUCCUUGGGCCUUUGCCAUCUUGUUAGCUUCUGGAGCGGAGUCACAAAUUCAGGUGCCUUAAGGGAGGCAGAAACUCAAAAGACUACAAUAGCAGGUUCCCCUGCAGAGAGGAGCAGAUCUGUGAUGAGGGAGAAGGGCACCCCUGCCAAAAGGUGUUAAAGUCCACACCGAAGCCAGCCUGGGGGCUGCGGGAGGUGGCACUGGACUCGCCUCAGACCCUGUGACUCUGCCUUUCAGGCAGCAGAGGGCGGAAAACCAAGCGAUCGCCAUCAGCAAAGAGAACGUACAGGUGACCAGGGCCAGGUCCAUUAUUCCUCCAAGCCACUGUCCCCAGAACCCCCUGCAGAGAGAACCGUGGGUGCAGGCUGGCCUGGCGGGGGUAGGAGGGAGGUCCUAGGAAGUAAUGCUGUGCCCCCACAGCUCUGGUCCCAGGUCCCCUGGAGUCUGAGCACUCAAAUGGUCUGGGCCACUCAGGCCUGUCUUCUCCCCACCCCCAAGGCCUCCACAGAAGCCUCAGCAACUGUUCUCGCGAGACCCAGGAGAGGGGCAGGCCAGCCGAACACAGAAGAGGAGGCCGCAGAAGCGCGCGGCUCUGCGGACCCAGAUGGAGCCAGCAGCGGCCGCAGCCCCAGGGGCUGAGCAGGCCUCCCAGAGGGCGAGGGAGUUCAAGGGCCUGGGGGCCCACACAGUGCAGUCAGGCCCACGUGCCUUGUCCCAGAGCUUUGCAGACAAGAACCUGCUACCCCUGACACCCCGGCAGCUGGCAGGUGAUGGAAGCGUAAGCUUCGAAGACUUCCUGGGUGUCCUCACUGACAGCCACCGCCUGGCUCAGUGCUUGGGCAAGGUGAGGAACAGCAGGGUCUGUGACCCCCACGGCUUGCAGACUCUCUUCUUAGAGACGCUCUUCAAGCUGAUGAGUCUGGGCUUCGUGCCCUACAAGUCGGCGCAGGAGGUGAUGAGCUACUACUCCAGGAAGCAGCGGUCUCUGCGGCUGAACUGCAGCUGGAAGGGCGGGCCCCGCUGCCACGGCAGCACCGGGCGCUCACACGCGGGUCUCGCGUUCUUCUGCCAGGCCACGCGCCUCAGCGGCCUUUCCAACGCCGAGCUGGCGCGCACGCUACAAGGACUGCACAAAGAGGGUGCGCCCGGGGCUGGACGGGGAACCACGAGACUGAGACUGAGAACUGUCUCUCAGGAUCUGCUCUCAAGACGGGCCCUCCUUUUCCUCGUCCCAGGUGCGCGCAGCCCCUACUCCCAGGUACCUACCCUGAACGGGCGGAUGCAGCCAGAAUGCUACACGCAGAACCGAACCUCGCGCCCCGAAGUCCGACUUCCCAAAUCCUACUGGCGCAGCCCCCCCAAGCGCCAGGUCGAUCGUGAGGGUUCCUGGGCCAGCCACUGGGGUAUAUGCGCCCCUCGAAGCUGGCUCCCUCCCCCCCAACUCUAGUGCAGAGGCAGCCCUGCUCCCCUCCUCCAGCCUGUUUGCAGCGACCUGCUAUGAAGAACUCGUACAAGCAGAGCGUUUGCUGAGCGAAACGGGCUGCACGUGGUGGGGGCGGGCACGGAGCGGACGCGAGUCUUUUGGAAACGUCUUUAUUAAUCUUGUAUAAAAAUAAGGUCCAUGGAAA